Messenger RNA from Penaeus chinensis, 6086 nucleotides. RefSeq lists its product as uncharacterized. The transcript is spliced from 10 exons. NCBI's taxonomy places the organism in Eukaryota, Metazoa, Arthropoda, Malacostraca, Decapoda, Penaeidae. The record is from RefSeq and is a predicted model, not a curated record. Bases 768 to 2030 code for a protein of 420 amino acids.
AAUAUAUGGAUAAACAAUAAAGAUGAAUGAACAGAUACCUUUAAUUAUUUAUGCUUAAUAAAUCAAUAAAUUUAAAUAAAACUAUACAGUAGAGAGAUUUUACUUCCCUAAAUAUAACUAAUUAGCACCAUACUGCAUAACUUUAUUGACUUUGUUCUUAAAUGAAUGUGUGAAAGCCCUCUUCCUCUUUGUUUCUUCUUUUCUUAUCUUUCUUUCUUUUAAACGCUUUAAACUUCCCGCGCUCCAAAGCAGACGAAAAUUACACAUUGACUUGACAUAACAGACAGUCUGAUAUCCUAUAAAAAAUAGAAAGAAGAAGACAUAAUAGACGGUCUGAGACCCUAUAAAAGAGAAAGAAGACGACUAAGCAGAGAGUCCGAAACCCCAUAAAAGAAGAGAGAAGAAGAAAGAGGAAAUAACAAGACGUUUUUCCCCAUACAGUGGCUGUUCCAUUCACUCCCCCCCCCCCCUACAUACGCACAUUUCUUUAUUAUCAAUUUUUUUCCGAUCAUGUUCAUAAUAAAAAAUAAUUUCUCAUAUAUUUGGGGAAGGGGAUUAAACCUAUAAACAUCAAAUACAUACUCGAUCAAUGACACCCAUGAACGGAGCAAUUUUAGGUUAAAAUCUAAGGAUACAUUCGUAGUAUUUGGUCACAAAUAACGAGAAUCAUUGAUUCAUUAGGAUGAUGACAUAUUGACUGUGUCCUUGAUAAUCAUCCUAUCUGAUGGGCUGUAUCCUUAAUAUUAACUUAUGAAUCGACAGCGGUAAUGGGUUCCUUGGUGGACAUAGGAUUUACAAGAACCCAGCUCCUACUUCUACUAAUUCUUGCUUUUUGGGCAAAUCCUGCAAAAACAGAUAUUGGACAGCAAUGCUCGAGUAAUAGGGACUGUGACCCUUAUAUCAGUGAAGAACACUGCAAGGAUGGGUGGUGCCAUUGUAGCUCUAUACAGUACAACGAAAAUUCUUUGGCUCCUGAAUGUGAUGGACUUAUAAUGUUGACCAGAAGAUUUUGUUCAUCAUUGUUGAGUUGUCCAGAUAACAGUAAAUGUGAAGAGGGAACAGGUUGUGUGUGUGAUGAAGGAUACAUAAAGGUUGAUUCUGCAUGUAAACAAAGAGUGUUCCAGGAAGUUCUUCAGCCAUGCUACUCUGAAAAUGGGACAGUAUAUAUUUGUGAUCUUAGCCAACACAGCAUCUGUAGUGGAGGGAAAUGUAUAUGUUUUGAUACCUUCUUGCCCAACACAACCAGUGGCCAGUGUGAACCUGAGAAGGAUUUCCUAAUUGCUAAUAAACUUGAUGAGUACCGCGUCACACCUGGCGAAUAUUGCAAAUACAAUACACACUGUAUUGAGGGAUUGGAGUGUCAGGACAAUGUGUGUUCAUGCCCCAGCUCCUGUACAUACAAGAAGGAAAAGGAGAUAUGUGACUGUGGAGAAUCUGACAAUGCUGUUGCUCCAAUAUGUGUUGGUGUCUUAUCAGGUAUAUUGAUAAUUGGAUUUUGGAUCACAACUAUUAACAGGACAAUUGACAGCCAUAAGCAAAAGCAGAAUGUUCAGCAUAUAGAAGAAUCCACUUCAGAGCAAUCCACUCCACGUGCAUAUCCUCUUACUCCGGUUGCUUCUUCAGCACUACCUGAAACAGCUUCAGCACAGAAUACAGGUGGCAUGGAAGUUCCAUCAAAGGAAACACAGGCUGAUCAGUUGCCAACAAAAUCAGCAGCACCAUAUCCAGUGAAUCCUCUGGCACCACCACCAGCACAGCCCAUAGGCUUUCAGAACCCUGCCUCAAAUCCAGCUGCAUUACCCGAGUGUCCUCCGUACUCUUUUAGCACCCCAGAAGCCCCUAGUUUUGCUCCCACGGCACCUAACGAACCUCCUCCACCUUACUCUUUUUACCCUUCACAAGAUCAAAGCUUACCCUCUCACACUCCCAGUCCGUUUCCUAAUCCCACUGCACCACCUGUUUCAGAAAGUUCGUCAAUAAUACCAUGCCCUCCCAAUCCCUCAACUUUACCUUAUCCAUACAAUCCUUGAGCAAGCACCAUACCCUUUAGAAAUCUCUCCCAGAUCUCCAGUAAAGAUUUAUUCAUUGAUGUUACAAUAUAUACCUAAACUAGAUUCACCAGACAAGAAAGAGCACGUUCUCCAUAUUCAGAGCAAAGAGACUGCUCAAACAAGGUGGGAAGUUACUGUUCCCAUUUGGAGAAGUAUGGGUGAAGAAAAAAUGCUUCAUAUCCAUCUGUGUGUGGUUGCCUGGUGAAUUCCUGCAACAGCUAAGAAAGAGGGCCUAGAAAUUAUAGGUUUUAUAAUUUUUAUUAGUUGUUUAAUACAAUGCACACAAGAAAGCCAUGAGUUUUUAUAUUUAAUGACUGUGAUAUUAUUAAUUGAAAAAUGUUUUGUCUUGCAUAUUAUUGUAUGCGUUACAGUAAUUUGUAUGUCAUUUACAGGAGACAGCUUCUUAAAUAGGCUGUACAACUUCUUACAAUGAUAAAGUUCUUCACAAGCUUUAUGUGCAACAAUAAGUUUUAAUCCCAAAGAAUAAUAGUUUUAAAUUACAGAGCUCAGAGUUCUUUACUGCAGUUUCUGUCCUAACAAGAACACAAUGUAAUAAGUCAGUUUUCCAAAGACUUAUUAAUAGUUUUGCCAGUAGUUUUGAAGGAUAGUGGUUGUGUAAAGUUUAGGAUGCGAGUCAUGAUAAUUUUCUUCAUAUUACUGCAUUGUCUUUCUGAAAGUUCUUUCAGCUAUGCUAUCAAGAACUCAGUAGUUCCUAUGGAUUAUUAUGACUUGCUGGAAAGUUCACAGAGCAGAAAUGUAAGGCAGUGCCCAUUUCUUUGCAUACAUUUGCAUAUUUUAUAGAGGUUGUUUUGAAAUAUUUGCAGCAUUAAUUUCACUUGCUGUGAUCGUGCAAUUUAAUUUUUGAACUUGUGUUCAAGUACAUGUAGACUUCCAAGCAGACUGUGGCAUCUUAUCCCAUACCCAUGGCAAUGAGUUGAAGGAGUAGACUAGGGUGACAAAUGGUUUUUACAAUAUCCAGCUAGCUUUAAGUAUUGGUCUAGUCUUAGUACAGGCCUUUUAGAGGGCAGUCCUUCCUUACUGCAGCCCUCCUUUUCAUAGAGUAGGUUGUUACAUUCAUCAGACUGCCAUGUUGUUGAAGAUUUAGGGCAUUUUCAACUGUGUCCUUGAUAUGAUGGAACUUUUAUAAUGUCUCAAGCAACCCACUCUUUAGAAAUAUGAAAACUGGGCACUUCCAUUGGAUACAAUCAUGGUGAAGAGACUGCCUUUGGGAGAUGAAAUAUCAUCUCAAAAAUUAUGUACUUAUUGAAGUCUCCCAAACAUACAAAGCUGAGUCAGUUAUCUAAACAGGUCUUUCAAUUUGUCAAGAUCAUUUGGGUGCUGGAAUCUGGAUGCAAAUGCAUGGUCAGAGAUCUGCUGCCAGAAUAGUCUUAUUCUGUCAAGGAAAACAUAUGACCCCAUAGUGGUGAUCCUUUACAAAUAUAAAUAAGGAUUUCUGAAUCUUUAUUCAGUAACAUUUCACUAGCCACACAUCAGGCACACUCAUAAGAUCAUUUUGUAUUGCUUGGCAUUCGUCCUGACCUGUGAAACACUGCGUUAGUUACCAAAAGUUCAGACUGCCAUUACUGGUAACCCUGCCAUAGUGUAGGUGAAAAUCCUCCAACAGUAUAACUUACUAGAUCAUUGGGACAACAAAUUCAGCAUAAAAGAAAGAGGUCUUUGUGCAAAGUAGGAAUAAGCAUUCUAUUACUAGUAAUAUUUUUUUUACUAAAUGUACUCUGUAGAUAAGUAUAAAUAUAGAGAGGAGGGAAAGCUUCUGGACAGCUCAAGAAAUGUCCUGAGCAUUGGCAGGACAUACCUUGAGAAUUUUUUAAUAAGUAUGAGAAAUGUUAAGAAAUGUUCCUAGAACUUUAUUAUAAAAGGGAAAUACACCGGUUAUAUUAUAUUAAAUGGUAAUUUAAGUAUGUUAUCUGGUUGUUACAGAUUUCAUGCAUCUUGGCUACCAACAGGCAUUUUUGGGGUAUUUAUUAACAAGUAAAGCAUUUAAAAAGUAGUAAUUUUAAUUGUAGCAAGUUUAUUAUAAAAGUUACAAAGUUGCUUCACUGUGGCCAAAGAUUUUUAUCUUAUAGAGUGCAACACAAAUUCCAUAAACAACUAAGAUCUGUAUUUUAAGUAUGUCAUCUAGUCGUUACAUCUUGGAUGUCAACACGAUAUAUAAAAAGGUUACCAGUACCAACAAAGCUGCACACUACAGUCAGAGAUCUGCAAGUUUCAUUUAUUUAUUUAUUUAUUAUUUAUUUUUCUGUUCUUUUUUGCAGAUCUAAUUACUUAGAAAUUGUUCACCCUAAAGGCCUGUCCACACAGCCUGGCAUGAUAGGUGGGCACAUUAGCGGUAAAGAUGACAUCACCGGCGUGAAUACAAUGGGAAAACAACCUUUUUACCGAGUAAUUUGUCUGGCCGUGAUGUCAUCUUUACUCGUGCAUGCACUACGUGUAUAUAAUUACUUAUAUAUAGUACUUAUAUUUACUUAUAUAUACUUAUAUAUACUUAUAUAUACUAAUAUAUACUUAUAUAUACUUAUAUAUACUUAUAUACCUAAGUUAUGCAUGCCCAUGUGCCCACCGAUCAUGCUCACUUGUGUUCACAGGAUGGGGGUGGUUGUAAGGAUAUGUCCAUUGUUAUAAGUGAUAGUACUAUAUUUGAGGAUAAUAUUAAGAAAUUUCUUUUAUUGUGAAAUCGCCAACUCCUUUAAAGUUUACACCAUGAUAUAUAAAGUGUGUGUGUGUGUGUGCACAUAUAUACCAUAUCUAGAUGUGUGUGUCUGUGUGUGUGUGUAUAAAUAUGGAUAUAUAUAAGUGUCAGUGUAUGUGAAUAUAUGUAACUAAUUUUAAGUUUUAUUUGCAAUAUUGUGUACGUACAAAUAGAAAACACGAUGAUAUUUUAUUAUGUCUUAAAUGCAUUAGUACUCAUGUAUUUGGCUCCUGUAUUAUAAACGCGAGUACAAGGUUCGUGCAACAUAUACCUCAUGUGCAGAAAAUCACAUCAGCUAAUAAAAAAACUAAUUGGAUUUUGGACCAUAUGCUGGUUUUCCAACUUAAUAAAAGGCCAUCCUAAAGUUGCUUUCCAGACAAGACCACUCUUCUACUUCUUGUGCAGUUGCAAAUGAUUGAGUGGCUACAUUAACACAAGCAAGCAAAACUAUUGUAGCACUGGUUGUGUCAUUGAGAUAUGUCAUGUCUGAAUUGAUUAGUUAUAUAUGUUACUUUUAUCAAUGUGUUUGUGAAUCUUUCCUUUAUUUGAGACAUCUUUCUUUCUCUAUUUUUUUUUUGUUUUUUUUUUUACUUUUUUUUUUGUUAUCAAAUGAAUUUUAAAUUCUAGAAGUAAAGUGUUUACAUGUGCAUAUAAUUCUGAGAUGUCUCAGAUUUGAUUAGAUCAUUUUGAAAUGUUACAUAUGUUAUUAAUAUUAUUAAUAUUAUUAUAUAGCAUUUAUAGUAUUCUUUGUAUUCUCCAGAAUCACAUUUUUUGUCUUCCGAAAAGUUUUUCUUACCAAAGGUUGUUUUGAAUGCUUUAUGCUUUGUAGUUGUUCAGGAAUCUACAGUAAUGAAGGUCAACACUCAGGUAUACUGGAAUAUAUCUAGAGGUUUAUUUUGUUUUAGUUAUGAGUAUUUUUUGUUAUCCUCAUUGAUAUUGCUAAACUUUAUCAUCAUUAUUAUUGUUAUUAUGUGUUUGUUUGUCGAAACACCAUUGUUUAUGAAUUGUUUCCCCAAUUUUUGGCUUACUUUAAGAAAUAUGGCUGAAGUACAUUGUAAAUUUGAUAUUGUAUUCUAAUACAAUAUUAGGUAAUGAAGAUAUAUUUAGUCUAGUAUUAUUAGUUUUUAGUAUUGCAGGAUCACAAAACAUGUAACAAUGAAAGAUAAUCCAUAGUCCACAAACUAAUAUAUGUUUAGGUAUGAUAUUUCUGAGCUGGUCAGGUAUAUUAUACCCUCAGGACGAUACCAGAUAAAUACCUUUUAUUUUGCCAAAUAAUAUAUUUCUGAUAUGUAACCUCUUCCCCUUACUAAACAUAAAUCAGGUAA